CCUCAGAAUUGUCUUCCCUUCUCAAUGCUGUUUCUGGUGUCCACUGAACGAGUCUCCUUGUCCAACCUUGAAGCAGUCGGAAGUUAAACAGAAUCCACUUCAUAUAUUCUUCUUGAAAAUCUCCAUCGUAUAUGUUCAGAACUUUCUGAACAAGCAUAAGGAUUUGAAGGUGCUAAGAAGUAGGGAAGAAGCCCAAAAGACAGCCCAGGUGAGGAGAGGCCAUGGAAUAUCCACCAACCAGAUAAUCGUCGCUGGAAUAAUUGGGAAGUGUCUGAAUGUAGGCUGCAGAAGUCUUGAAGGUUGAUGGAGGGCCAUGCUAUUCAAACAGCAGGUGUGGCUGAGACAGAAGCUCCUGGUGCUGGGAAGCCUUGCUGUUGGGAGUCUCCUGUAUCUAGUCGCCAGAGUUGGGAGCUUGGAUAGGCUGCAACCCAUCUGCCCCAUUGAAGGCCGAUUUGGAGCCCGUGGGCAGGCUGAAUUCCCUCUCCGUGCCCUGCAGUUUAAGCGGGGCCUGCUGCACGAGUUUCGGAAAGGCAACGCUUCCAAGGACCAGGUUCGCCUUCAUGACCUGGUCCAGCAACUCCCCAAGGCCAUUAUCAUUGGGGUUAGAAAAGGAGGCACGAGGGCCCUACUUGAGAUGCUGAACCUCCAUCCAGCUGUGGUCAAAGCUUCUCAAGAAAUCCACUUUUUUGACAAUGAUGAGAAUUAUGCCAAGGGCAUUGAGUGGUAUAGAAAAAAGAUGCCUUUUUCCUACCCUCAGCAAAUCACAAUUGAAAAGAGCCCGGCAUAUUUCAUCACGGAGGAGGUUCCGGAAAGGAUUUACAAAAUGAACUCAUCCAUCAAGUUGCUGAUCAUUGUCAGGGAGCCAACCACAAGAGCUAUUUCUGAUUACACUCAGGUGCUAGAGGGGAAGGAGAGGAAGAAUAAAACUUAUUACAAGUUUGAGAAGCUGGCAAUAGACCCUAAUACCUGUGAAGUGAACACAAAAUACAAGGCGGUAAGAACCAGCAUCUACACCAAACAUUUGGAACGGUGGUUGAAAUAUUUUCCGAUCGAGCAGUUUCACAUUGUGGAUGGAGAUCGCCUCAUCACAGAACCUCUGCCAGAACUUCAGCUCGUGGAGAAGUUCCUAAAUCUUCCCCCAAGAAUAAGCCAAUACAAUCUGUAUUUCAAUGCUACCAGAGGGUUCUACUGCUUGCGAUUUAACAUUAUCUUUAAUAAGUGCCUGGCUGGCAGCAAGGGGCGCAUUCAUCCAGAGGUGGACCCCUCUGUCAUUACCAAAUUGCGCAAAUUCUUUCACCCUUUUAAUCAAAAAUUUUACCAGAUCACUGGGAGGACACUGAACUGGCCCUAAAGUAAUAAAUGAUACAACACCAUGUGUUGUACCUAGAGACACGCAAUGUCUCCUCUAGACUGAAAUAUGCACUUUUCCUAGACACAACUAUCCGAGUCAUUUUUCCAUCUACACUUGUACAUAUGCAGUGUGUGACCAAAUAUAAUAUCAGUUCUUUUUCUACUUUAAAUUUACAAAAGCAAAUUGCUGUCUGCAUAGUUGCAUCUUUUAAACUAGUUACUAAAAGAAGAAGUGGUGGUAUUGGGGAAAGUGACUUCAGCUAUUCUCAAAGAGUUAGUCUUCCUUUGAGUCAGAAUUUGUCACCCGCCAUUUGCAUAAAUUGAAGCCAAAAUAUUAACAUGUGAAGUGUCCCAAUGGCUGUGAGGCUGCAGGAAGCAGAGGGUUCAGUUACGCAUUCUUUUAUAAGGGAAAGCUGGCUUUUCAAUUCAGACGCUGAAUUGGUGCCGUGAAAACUGAAAAUACUAUUUUCUUAUGAUUUAAAAGAAUGUCUUAUCUCAUAAAACUGACAUUGUUCCAAAGUUCCUGUGGUGAUUUUGCACUAUUGUUUUCUUGUAUGGACCAUGGUGUCACUUGUAGCAUGUCAAUCAUACUUUGGAAAGUCGAGUCCUUUACUUCCAUGUUCUAUGUCAACACAGAGAAAUGUCAUGUACAUAAUGUAUACUACUGUAAAUACUGGUUUCACACUAAGUAAUUCUAUUUUGUAAACUGAAUAUGGCUAUUUAAUUUAUUGUGAAAAUUAAAUCUAUUGUGGUAUUUAAACAUGGAAUGGAUUAAAAUUACUCUAUGUGCAAUUUAUUUUUUAACUUAUUUUGUUUUAUGUGCCCCGUUGGCUCUUCAAAGCAAAGCUGUUCCUGUGCAGAUGGAGCGUGCCUGGGAACGUGCACUUGUCCGUUGGAUUUCUGUGCCCUUGUGAAAAUGUAUUUAUGAAGUGAGGUUGAGUACCUAUUUUUUUUAAAUCCCAACUAUCAGGAAAUCUAGUACAAUAGCCACCUCAGAGAACACUAGUGCCGCUCUGCCACAACUUUGUAACAAUUAACUGACUUGCAGAUGCUGCUGUGCCAGGGGAAAGACAAGAACUACUUGAACAUGAUCGAUGCAGAGAAGGAUCACAAUUAUAUUUGAACCUCUAAUAAGAGUCAGACCGGUAACGAGACAGAGUGAAAUAAGAUUAGGGAACGUGUGUGGCCUCCAUACUGAAAGCUGCUAAUGCUUCAAAACUGAACACAAACUCUCAGAACUCGCUCUCUGAGAUGAGAAUACCGUCAGUAUGCUCAGAAAUGCUCAGAUUGCAUCGUGUUGUUAUUACUAACAUAAAAAUAUGGCUCGAUUUUCAUCCAGAGAAAUUAAUACUGAAUUGUGUGCUUGCUAACAUCAGAUAGGCAGUACCUGCUUACUCAAAGUUCAGACAACCAUGGACGGAGGUUGGAAAGAGGUACCCGAAAAGUAGAUGGGUUUUUCCCAAUCCUGAUGGCUUCCCCACUGGAAGAUAUUUGAGAGUUCGGUUCAACGGCACACUGAGAGUGCCUAGAGAAAUCAACAAACUACAAUGGCUUCCUUUUUCAUUGUAACAAGUGUUGAUUUUCUCCAUGAGUUGUUUUUCAUGUCCAGUGAUUUGAUGGUGAACUUUUUCAAAUAAACAGCCCUUUCCCCGCC
Molossus molossus (Pallas's mastiff bat) is the source of this 3004-nucleotide messenger RNA. RefSeq names its product heparan sulfate-glucosamine 3-sulfotransferase 5 (gene HS3ST5). The record is from RefSeq and is a predicted model, not a curated record. NCBI's taxonomy places the organism in Eukaryota, Metazoa, Chordata, Mammalia, Chiroptera, Molossidae. Bases 314 to 1351 code for a protein of 345 amino acids. The transcript has 4 exons. Gene Ontology annotation, molecular function: [heparan sulfate]-glucosamine 3-sulfotransferase activity.